This is a messenger RNA of Topomyia yanbarensis, 1448 nucleotides long. It is a transcript of the gene Cdc37, whose product is annotated as hsp90 co-chaperone Cdc37. Gene Ontology annotation, cellular component: cytoplasm. Bases 167 to 1303 code for a protein of 378 amino acids. NCBI's taxonomy places the organism in Eukaryota, Metazoa, Arthropoda, Insecta, Diptera, Culicidae. The record is from RefSeq and is a predicted model, not a curated record. Gene Ontology annotation, molecular function: protein kinase binding; heat shock protein binding; protein-folding chaperone binding. Gene Ontology annotation, biological process: protein stabilization; protein folding. The transcript has 3 exons.
GACGGACUUCAAACGUCAAAGUAUCAAAUGCGUUGUGGUUAACCUUCUAGAAAGAUUUUUCUCCCCGAUCGGGAUCAAAAUUGGAAGAACAAAUUCCAUCGGAACCGAUUCCUAACUACCGCUUGUUCUAAGUACUAUUCUGCCCCGUUCACGUGAAUUAUUUAAAAUGGUUGAUUACAGCAAGUGGAAAAACAUUGAGAUUUCCGACGAUGAAGACGAGACCCACCCGAACAUUGACACACCGUCGCUGUUCCGCUGGCGGCAUCAAGCCCGGGUUGAACGGAUGGAGGAACAGAAACGGGAACAGCAAAUGUUGGCGGAAAAGAAAAGACUUACCGAGCAGAAGGCCCAAGAACUGAAGAGCAAACUGGAUAAAAAGGACGGCAAUUUGGACGAGCUGAAAAAGAGCCUCGAAGAGCUGGAACGGGAACAGGCACGGGUUCGGGCGGAGGAAGAAAAUCUGAAAAAGAAGGAAAAAAUGCAGCCGUGGAAUGUGGACACUAUCAGCAAGGACGGGUUUCAAAAGACGGUUAUCAACAAAAGUGCGAUCAACAAGAAGCAGGAACUGACCGAGGAUCAGAAGGAGCUUAAUCUUAGGGAGUUUAUUAACAAGUACGAAAAAGUAUUGAAGCAAUACGGUAUGAUGCGGAAGUAUGAGGAUUCGAAGAAGUUUUUACGCGAUAAUCACUACUUGGUGUGUGAAGAUACUGCAAACUAUCUGGUUAUUUGGUGUAUUGAGCUGGAGAUGCAGGAGAAGCACGAACUGAUGGCACACGUUGCGCAUCAGUGCAUUUGUAUGCAGUAUAUGCUGGACAUUGCCAAACAGCUGGAUGUCGAUCCACGAGCCUGCAUGGAGUCCUUUUUCCAACGGAUACAGGUGGCCGAACAGGAAUAUAAAAAUCAAUUUCUUGCGGAGAUUGAAGCAUUUAAGGAACGCAUUCGGAAACGUGCCCAGGAGAAAUUGCAGAAAGCCAUCGAAGAACAGGAGGAAGAGGAAAGAAAAGCUCGUCUUGGUCCGGGAGGCUUGGAUCCGGUUGAGGUGUUCGAAUCACUGCCGAAAGAACUUCAGGCCUGCUUUGAAUCCCGUGACAUUGGUAUGCUGCAGGAGGUUAUGUCGAAAUUACCGGAAGCGGAAGCUCGCUAUCAUCUGAAGCGUUGUAUAGAUUCCGGUAUGUGGGUUCCUGACGGAAACAAGGGUGUGCUGGAUAUGCCCCCGGAGGAGGAAAGCGCUAGCGCGGAUGGGUCGGAACCGGUGUAUUCUAGCGUGUCGACUGAAGAGAAGCAGGAAGAUGAUUCCAAAUAGGAUUUAUUGUUGUGGAAUAAUAUUUUACACAGUUUUUGAAAGCAGCAUUUCUUUGAAACUGAAAAAAAUGUGGCUGAUUUGUAACAAUCGCUUAAAAAUAAGUUAUUUGAAAAUCUGUAUUCUAGAUAUAUGUCAUUGAAUAAAA